CCAGAAUCACUCCUAGUCACUUCUUAGUCUGUCAAGAGCGGUUCUGACAAACGUGUAUAUAUGUAUAAUAAUUUGCGACAUUUUUUCUGCUAAACAGAGCAGAUGCAGUGCAAUUUCUUUUGACAUACAUAGAACAACUAUCGUAUAUUUGUCAAGUGAAAGUUGCGUGAAAUUUCAAUUUACCUGAAUUUAACAAUUUUCAAUUUUAGAAUUAAAUUUUAAAUUAAUUGUCUUAAAAAAUGAGUGCGAUCAACCAAGAUCUGCAACGCGAAAGAGAAAAGUGUACAUUUCGUCCUGAAGAAUUGACAAAUUAUCUCGAUGGUAGUGUUCAAAAAACUAUCGAUCGUCGGGAAACAGAGGAGUUUUUUUUAAAAAAUCCAGAGUUACGUACGAAUAUUUCUCCAAAAUACUUAAGUCACAAAGAAGUUUAUGAAGAGGCUGUACGAAAAAGUUGUUUAAUUCUGAAGAAAGUUAAAGAAUUUCAAGAUACGGGAAGGGGUGGGGACAUUAAUAUUUAUUCUCAAAUUUUGGGAGGAAUGCUCGGAUCAGCAAUGCUGAAAGAUGGCAAUCCAUUAUCGUUACAUUUUGUUAUGUUCAUACCGACAAUUAUGGGUCAAGGGACCACCGAACAACAGGCAGAAUGGAUAACUAGAGCGUGGUUCUGUAACAUCAUUGGCACAUAUGCUCAGACAGAAUUAGGACAUGGCACUUUUAUCAGAGGUCUGGAGACAACUUCAACUUAUGACCCCUCAACAGAAGAAUUCGUUCUCAACAGUCCAACAUUGACUUCUUAUAAAUGGUGGCCUGGUGGCUUGGGUCAUACUGCUAAUUAUGCAGUAGUAGUUGCACAAUUGUACACGAAAGGUGAAUGCAAAGGAAUUCAUCCGUUCAUUGUUCAACUGAGAGAUGAAGAAACUCAUGAACCACUUCCAGGAAUUAAAAUUGGAGAAAUUGGGACAAAAUUAGGAAUGAAUGCGACCAAUAAUGGUUUUCUAGGUUUUCAAAACUACAGGAUACCAAGAGCAAAUAUGUUAAUGAAGAAUUCUAAGAUAUUAGAAGACGGAACUUAUGUAAAAGCACCGAAUUCUAAAUUGACCUAUGGAACUAUGAUGUUUGUUAGGGUUGUUUUAAUUAAAGAUGCCAGUAGAUAUUUAUCCAAGGGAUGUACAAUUGCAAUUAGGUACAGCGCUGUUCGGAAACAGGGACAAAUUCAUUCCCAAGGACAUGAAACUCAAAUUAUUGACUAUGUUACUCAACAGUACAAACUGUUUCCUUCGCUAGCAACGUGUUUUGCUUUACUAAUGGCUGCGGAUUAUAUAUGGGAAUUGUACAACAAUGUCAAUGCCGAAUUAGACCAAGGCGAAUUGGAGAGAUUACCAGAGUUGCAUGCUCUGUCGUGUUGUUUAAAAGCCGUGGCCAGUGCGGACGCAACGAAUGCUGUCGAACUACUACGAAUGUCCUGUGGUGGACAUGGAUACAUGGAUUCCAGUAAUUUUCCAACAACUUAUGGAUUAUUGACUGCCAUGUGCACUUACGAAGGCGAAAAUACGGUUCUCCUUUUGCAAACGGCGAGAUAUUUGGUAAAAGCUUGGAAACAGGCAGUUAAUAGGGAGCCUUUACCUCCCACUGUCAGAUAUUUGGAAGCGGCAGCGAGAAGAGGCAAAAGAAGACCUUGGAAAAAUACUCUCACUUGCAUCAUCAUUGCUCAUCAAGCGGUGGCUGCUGGAAAAAUACAACUAGCAGUGGAAAAUAUGGAAAGGCGUACAAAAAGCGGAAUGUCACAGGAGGAUGCUUGGAAUGCAACGAGUAUCGAAUUAUCUCAAGCAGCCGAAUCGCAUUGUCGUGUUUUCCUAGUGGAAACUUACAUUAAUGGAGUCAAGAGACUCUCAUCACUUUCGAAGAACCUGCAACAAGUCCUCUUGCAACUUUCUGAAAUAUAUUCAAUUUACUGGGUUCUACAAAGAGUUGGAGAUUUCCUGAGAUUUUCCUGUCUCAAUACUCAAGAUGUACCUGUGCUUCAAAAGCGACUCGAAGAAUUAUUAUCCUUAGUCCGUCCUAACGCAGUGGGAUUAGUCGAUGGUUUUGAUAUUCGUGAUGAAAUUUUAGGUUCCGCAUUAGGUGCCUACGAUGGAAACGUGUAUCAACAUCUUUUUGAUGAGGCCAUGAAAAGUCCACUCAAUCAAAAGAGUGUUAACGAAUCGUAUCACAAGUAUUUAAAACCAUUCAUGAAGAGCAAUUUAUAAUAGAAACGAUGAAAUAUAAUUAUAAGACGAAUGUUAAGACUAGCAAGUGAAUUUCAAUUGUCAUUCAUACGUUUCUGUGGCUUGACAGUUACUUAGUUUAUAUGAGGUCGCGAUUACGAGUUCACUUUUUCAAAACACAAAAUGGCUGGUCCAAUAUGGCGGACGCAUUUUUUAAAAAAUCGAUCAGAUUCGCUUAAAAUUGUAAAAUUGAAUUCUUCUAGAAUCACUAAUUAGUAAUUACUAAUUUGAUGUUUGUUUUUAAAAUAUUUUUCAUUAAAAAAAACUCUAGCAAACAAGUUUCAUGCAAUUCUGAUUAAUUUUUUAUAAAACUUAUUUUUAAUUGAUUAUUGAUGAUAAAUGAUGAUAUUUGAUUAUUUUUAUUUGAUUUUUUAUUCAUUUUGAAUUUUUUUCAAUAUAAGUAUAGUUUUUCCAUUGAAUAUUCAUUCCAAAGAUUGUAAAUUAAUAUUUUUCUAUUUAAAGUUCAAUUUUAUUCAAAAUUUAUUUUCAAAAAGUAUAUUUGAUUAAAAUUAUUUAAAAACUAUUGCUAAACGAUGCAAAGUUAAAACUUUAAUUUUUGUCUUCAUUUUAUGAAUACUUCCUCAUGGAAGCGUCUAAUAAAAAAUUGAUUCUUAAUUUAAUUAAUAUAAUUUAAAUUAAAAAUUCAACACUAAAAAGCCAAAAAGGAACUUUUUUUCAAAAUUUUGAUUUUAAAAAACUUUUUUAAUGUUAAUAACUUUGACUAACGCGACCGAAAAAUGUUCAAUAAACAUUUUGAAAAAUGUUUAAAAGAUGCGUCUUGAUGCCUCGCAAAAAGCGCUACGAAAUUAAAGAAAAAUAUUUAUAGGUCUCGGAACAUUUUUUAAAAAAUAUUUGCAUACAUCAUUUUUGGAAAAGUUUUAAAACACGAACAAAAUAUAGUUAAACCUAAUGAAUAAGAUGUACAGACUACAGAUUUUGUGACCCCCCUCGAGAUCUACAAUUUAAAAAUAAUUCAUCGUUUCAGCUUUUACGAAACUUGAAAUAUUUUUAAAAAAUGUAACGUUUACAUACACUCACACUAAAUGACAGGGUUGCCACGCAACCUGAAAACCUGGAAAUGUCAGGAAAUUUUAUAAACCUUGAAAAAACCUGGAAAAGUCAGGGAAUUUUGAUUGGAAUCUUGGAAAAUUAUUGUUUUCUAAAGUUAUU
Messenger RNA from Leptopilina heterotoma, 3431 nucleotides. It is a transcript of the gene ACOX1, whose product is annotated as probable peroxisomal acyl-coenzyme A oxidase 1. Gene Ontology annotation, cellular component: peroxisome. The transcript has 11 exons. The record is from RefSeq and is a predicted model, not a curated record. Gene Ontology annotation, molecular function: FAD binding; acyl-CoA oxidase activity; fatty acid binding. The coding region runs from base 240 to 2243 and encodes 667 amino acids. Gene Ontology annotation, biological process: lipid homeostasis; fatty acid beta-oxidation using acyl-CoA oxidase. NCBI's taxonomy places the organism in Eukaryota, Metazoa, Arthropoda, Insecta, Hymenoptera, Figitidae.